AUGGCUGCAGGAACUCUUACUCUGUCUUCUAAGCUAACCCCAUUUCCCUAUUCUGCGAUUGCUAUCGCAGCUUACACCGAAACAUCAGAAAUAGUUUACGACGAAGCGGCGAUUAGCGUCCUGCUAAAUCUUAAUGGAUCGAAAAUUGAUACAGAGGAAGAAAUUGUUCACGCUUUGGCAAAAGCUGGAGGGCUGUCUGAGGACAGUGCAAAGGCAGCAUUAUUCUUUGCACUUGCAAAAACUCUACGUACUGUCACUGCUGUCCCAGAGAUCGUGACCGGAUUAGAUUCUCUCGACGACCAUUUGGCAUGGCGCACAUUUCUCGUUGGCCAUAAUAUCACAUCGGCCGAUUGGAUUAUUUGGGGUGCUUUAAAAUCAAGCACCAAAAUCAUCGGGCUGCUUAAGAAUGGGAAACACGCUCAUCUAACCCGUUGGAACACUUAUCUUGAGUCUCUUGAGUCUACCCAAGCUGCGCUUGCGGGCCUCACUGCAGCCAAGGCAAACAAAGCACGGGGUACUAAAGUUGCAGCCGGGUUUGCCCUAGGUCUGGAGGGUGCUGAAAUGGGCAAGGUCGUCACCCGUUUUCCUCCUGAGCCCAGCGGCUACCUUCAUAUUGGACACGCCAAGGCUGCUAUGUUGAAUCAAUACUUUGCGAAGAUGUAUGAAGGAAAGAUGAUCAUUCGAUUUGACGAUACCAACCCAUCUAAAGAGAAGACUGAGUUUGAAGACACCAUCCUUGAGGAUUUGGAACUCCUCGAAAUUCGGGGAGACGUCGUUACCCACACUUCGGACUACUUUGAUCAACUUUAUGAUCUUGCCAUCAAGAUGAUUGAAAUUGGAAAGGCUUAUGCCGACGAUACUGAAAGAGAGCAGAUGCAACACGAGAGACGAGAAGGUAUUGCCUCUGCCCAUCGUGAUGACAGUGUUGAAGAGAAUCUCAAGCAUUUCGCCGAGAUGAAGACUGGCUCCACCGAAGGCUUAAGAUGGUGUGUACGUGCAAAAAUGAGUGUCGACGAUCCCAACAAGGCGUUGCGGGACCCUGUAAUCUACCGAUGCAAUCCUCAACCUCACCACCGUACAGGCGAUAAAUGGAAGAUUUACCCUACAUACGACUUCGCUUGUCCGGCUGUCGACUCCAUCGAGGGUGUUACUCAUGCACUGAGGACCAACGAAUACCGUGACAGAAAUCCCCAAUACUGGUGGAUGAUAGAUGCACUAGGUUUGCGCAAGGUCAAAAUCUGGGAUUUCAGUCGCUUGAACUUCAUCUACACUUUACUAUCUAAACGCAAAUUACACGAGUUUGUCAACAAUGGUCAAGUCCGCGGUUGGGAUGAUCCUCGGUUCCCCACCGUUCGUGGAAUUCGUCGACGUGGAUUAGCCGUUGAGGCCCUGCGACAAUUCAUGCUGCUGCAAGGCCCGUCGCAAGCCAUUGUUUCACUCGAGUGGGACACCAUCUGGGCACUCAAUAAGAAAGUUAUCGAUCCCAUCGCUCCUCGUCACUGGGCUAUCCUCGAGGACAAGAAGGUAACUGUGACAAUCAAAGGUGGACCUUCCGCUGUCGAGGUCAAAAUUUUGCCCAAGCACAAAAAGAAUCCUGAUGUAGGCGAGAAAAAGACGGUGUACUCAUCGACGGUCUUGGUUGAUCAGGAGGAUGCUAAAUCAUUUGAGGAUCAGGAAGAGAUUACCCUCAUGGACUGGGGCAAUGCCAUCGUCAGAUCCAAAUCUGUUGACGCGACUGGUAUCGUGAACUCAAUUGAGAUGGACCUACACUUGGAGGGAGAUUUCAAAAAAACCAAAAAGAAAAUCACCUGGCUCUCCCAAUCUACUUCUGAAUAUCCGCUGAUUCCUGUUACCCUCCUCGAUUACGACUAUCUUAUCACAAAGAAAAAGCUCGAGGAAAACGACAAUAUCAAGGACUUCAUAACUCCCGUCACCGAGUUCAGAGAAUCCGCGCUAGCAGACGCCAAUGUUAGGGACCUUAAAAAGGGCGAUUACCUGCAAUUCGAGCGGAAAGGUUAUUUUAUCUUUGACGGCGAGAACAAAGAGGAUGGAAGAUUGGAGUUCAUAAGGAUUCCGGAUGGAAAAGCGGCAAAUCUUGCUAGUAAAGCUGCACCAAGCUCACAGGCUGUUCCUGCAUCUGCUGAAGGGUCCCAAUCGUCUGUGACAGACGGUGGUCCUGUCAUUGGGGAUCCCGAGAGUGUGACAAAGAUGUACAAGAUGGAUAAGGUGUAUGGAGUCAACGUCAAUCUCGAAGGCCCCGCCACGAAAAUGUACAAAAUGGAAAGUAUCUAUAAUGUAUAA
Molecule: messenger RNA, 2301 nt
Organism: Lentinula edodes (shiitake mushroom)
Lineage: Eukaryota; Fungi; Basidiomycota; Agaricomycetes; Agaricales; Omphalotaceae
Product: glutamate-tRNA ligase
Exons: 9
Coding region: 1-2301 (766 amino acids)
Biological process (GO): translation; glutamyl-tRNA aminoacylation
Cellular component (GO): cytoplasm; methionyl glutamyl tRNA synthetase complex; cytosol
Molecular function (GO): glutamate-tRNA ligase activity; ATP binding
Source: RefSeq, a predicted model, not a curated record